Lolium perenne is the source of this 3866-nucleotide messenger RNA. RefSeq lists its product as uncharacterized. The record is from RefSeq and is a predicted model, not a curated record. NCBI's taxonomy places the organism in Eukaryota, Viridiplantae, Streptophyta, Magnoliopsida, Poales, Poaceae. Gene Ontology annotation, biological process: meristem development; meristem maintenance.
CGCCGGCUUCCACCCUCAUCCGACUCCCAGAAAAGAGGGCAAAAUAUACAGCCGGCGAGGCGCGCGCGCGUGCUGCCAUGGACGCCGGUUGUGGGGUUUAGCUGGAAUCACGGCGGCUCAACGACCUCGAGCGCAGGUCAAACCCUAGGCCCUUGUUGCUUAAGCAUGUGUUUCAAAUGCACGUCAAUAUGAACUCAUAAAGCCGUCUUUAGUUGGUCAUUAUAGCCAUUUUGGUUAGUCAUAUUACGACAGCCAGUACUAUUCUCUACUCGCUGCAGAUGGAGCAGAACCCAGAUCCUGGGCCUGUUGACAAAUCAGUUCUCGUGGAGCAGGAGCAUCACAAAUCCGAAGCUAUAUUUGCUGGGAAGGCCUGCAAACCUAUCAGAUUUAUCGAACACGGCACGAGGCUUAACCAGUGGGAGGUGAGGCACGAGGGAAUGCUCACGCUACUGCGGCGAGCUGGAUUCUACCACCUGUCUUUCUUGAAGCGGGUUCAGCUCGACCAUGCUCUGCUAAACGCUUUGGUCGAAAGGUGGCGGCGCGAAACGCAGACCUUCCACUUGCGGUUCGGGGAGAUGGCGGUGCUCUUGAAGGAUGUGGCGAUUCUUACCGGACUUCGCGUACACGGUACUCCUGUCACCGGCGCAACAGGCUGUCGCUGGGAACAGCUGUGCUUAGAGCUGCUAGGCCAAGAACCUCCACAGAUAAAAGGCGGUUCUGUCAACAUCGCGUGGUUGCAUGACACCUUUGCAAGCUUGCCGGAUGGGGCUGGUAAGUUGCAAAUAGAGCAUGCUACGCGAGCCUACAUAAUGUACCAAUUUGGCUGCAGCUUGUUUCCUGACCCGAGUGGGACUCGGGUGCACUUAAGAUACUUGGCACUGCUCCGUGAUUUUGAUGCCUCGGGGGAGAUGGCAUGGGGCGCUGCUGCUCUUGCUCACCUCUACAGAGAACUUGGAAAGGCCAGCAUGAAGGGCAAGGCUAACUGUUGUGCCUUUCUCACUCUUCUUCAGUUAUGGGCAUGGGAGCAUAUCCAGAUAGGCUGUCCUGAACGACUGGAGAAUAAGGAUCUAACAAUUGAUCAGCCCCUUGGAUGCAGAUGGGACGUACCCUUCAAGAACCGUGAAAAUGUCCGGUCCAUGGACCACGAGUUUUACAGGCAUGGACUUGAUACUAUAGCAGAUUGUCAGAUUUCAUGGGAUCCGUACAAACCAAGUCUGAUCGGUGGCCUGCCUGCGCUAUGCACACUUGGUUCUGCAGUCUGGCGAUCAAAAACUCCAUUGAUCUGCUUCCAGAUAGUGGAAAUGCAUGUGCCUGAUCGUGUGUUACUACAAUUUGGAAUGAUACAGCACAUUCCAGACCCAGUUGAGGCAGUUGAGCGUGUGACAAUGCAGGGUAAAACAGAUGAGGAUUGGUCUACUUACCAUGAGAAGUACAUUAAGCAAUGGGAUAAUAGGCUCCUUUCAGUUGCUGACCAGAAGAAUAACGUGAAUUCAGAUCCUACUCAUGCAAGGAACUGUUACUUAGAAUGGUACUGGCGAAUUACACGUCGGUGGAUCUCUACUCCAGUUGAAUGUCCAGUCAUAUCCGAUCAGUUGUCUGGGCACAGUGAGAAAGCCCUGGUUGAUCUGGUAAGUACGGUGCAGGUACGAAUUAGAACGUUGUUAUCAGGUGAAAUGGAUGGGGAGAAGGUCAAAGAAUCACUUGGUGAUAUUGAUAUGUAUAUUACUGCUGAAAUGAAAAAGGUACAGUUUGCUGUCACACCAUGCACUAAUGAACCAACCCACUUAAAUUACAAGCAGCAACAUAUGGUUAUGUCCUCAGGUCAACUGCAGGUUAUGCAAAUUGUUCUUCCCACUGAAAUUGGAAAUGAGAGUCUUAAAUCGGCCAUGGCUUGUUCAACUUCUGUGGAUUCUAUUCAAGCUAAUGUUGGAAAGGUGGAACAAGUUACUGAUGGUUACAUGGAGGGAAAUACCAUACUACAAUUGGAAGGAAUGAGGGGAAUUCAACCUGAAGAAGGAACACUUGUGAGGCCUCCUCCGAGAGGAAAUGGCACCAGCAACUGGAAUGGGGAUCUGCAUCAGCAAGAAGAUCCUAUCGAUGUUUCCAUGACAGAAGUCAAUAUGCAGUACAUAAUCAGUACACCUGUAGAGGAUGCUAUGACUGGGGUUAUUAGUACAUCUGCAGAGAAUGCUAUGCUGGAGGAGACUUCAGAUGCAGAGAUGAAGAAUGGAGAAAGUCCUCUGCGAACUUCCUCUCCGCUCAGUGAGAUUGAGGAAAUGCAGGAGGCUACUGAACUUAUGUAUAACAAUAAGAUCCACAACAAGGUUAAUAAUGAAUCGCAGGAGUUUGCUGAUGCACCUGUGAUCAACAAUAGUACAGCUGAAGAGGCCACCCGUGUACAUUUGAAGGACAAUUACAUGGAGGCCACUCAUAUUUAUCCUAAUAACAUAUCAGGUCAGGAAACUGCGAGUAGACCAUCAGAUGGUCCAGAAUCUUACAUGAUCUUGGGUGUAUCUUCACAUAAUGGUCAACUGCAAAAAAACGCUAAUGUAUCUGGGAAGGGUGAUAAGGUCGAACACAUUCUGGUCAUGAGAACGGACUGUAGUAUAGCUGAGGGGGCGAUCGGUGAAGCUCUUAGUGCCACUGGACCUGGAGAGACCCUGAGUGCAUCUGUGAACAAGUUAAGCUCAACGAGAGGAGAUUCUGAACCUCCAUCAGGUUCUAAACAGGAAGAACCUCCAGCUGCAGUGCCAGGAUCCAGUGAGCUGCAAGAUUCUGUUUGCAAACUGCCUAAGGAUAAUGCUGUUCAGGACAGAGUUCAUGCGGUGCAAAAUCUAAUGUUGCAAGAGAAUGUUAAUGACUGCAUUGAGAAUGGCUCUUUGGAACCUGUGGUUCUGCAGAAACUUGUUGUCACACCUGCACAUAUCACUAUUGUUGGAGAGAAAGGUAUUGGUCCGUUCUCUGGAGAAGCAACUGAUACAUUGGUAGAGGAGAAUUCCACUGGUAAUGGGUAUCCAGACCAGGAGGAAAUAACUAAAAGGAGGAAAGUGACAGUUUCUUCACAUGAAAAUGCAGAGGCCCUGCCAACUACAGCGGUUAUUAAAUCCGAGAAGCAAAACGGCAGUGGCCAGUUUAUAGCAUUCACAAGAAGGAAACGGAAGAAAGAAGUUGAGCAGUCGUCUCUUUGAAUUCUAAUGUUGCUAUUUAUCUUGGAGUAAUAUUUUCAGAGGCCGGUUUGUUUAGGUACUUGCCUAGGGUGAAUGGAUACUUGCAUAGGCUAGAGCAGGAGACUACGCCUUCAUUUCCGAUGGUCACGGCUAUAUCAGCUAUGCACAGAUACAUGUGAGGCAAGAGAAGGUCCGGAGGAGGAUCAGCGAGGAGAAGGCUGCGGCAACAACGAGAAAGAACAAGUCAACGACAGAAGGAGAAGAGGAAAAUAAGAUGAACAAGAGUUCUAUGGCUGAAGAAGAGAAGGCGGUCUGCAGCUCACGGACAUCUGGGAGGGUUCAUCCAUAUGCAUCUUCCAUGGCACCAGCGGCAUCGCCAAUAGUUGGGCACCACUGAAGUUGGCCAGACAUGAAACAGGAACAUCCGCCCUGUGCAGGAGUCAUCUUUAGGUCAUGAGAGGGUUGGAUAUGAGUGUAGUUUGGGAUUGUGGCUAUUCUUCCUCUGUUGUCCCACCGAGGAAAUAAAGCUGUUGUCUCACUAAAGAACUAAAACUGGUGUCUCGUGAUCGAUCUAGUUUCCCUUUUUGGCUUUGCACAUAUAUUUCUGUCUAUGUUAUAACAUUAUAAAAGCUGGCACUGUGAAAUGGGAAUUUGCUUCCUUUUUCUACGCCUUCAGAAACAGUUCUGGUGUCCUUUUCA